CACCAUCUCAAGCCCAUCAAGUAUUCCAGUUUAACCUAAUCCCUCAUAUUCUCUCCCCCUUUCAAACAAAACAAACCCUAGGAAGGACGCUUCUCUCGGCGGCAAGCAAAUGACAACUCUGUAUCAACCGCAAAAUUAAAAAAAAAAAAAACUAGUACUCCGUAACUAUUACUAUUGUUUUUAAGCUUUGCUCCGGCCAAAGUGAACUCAUCAUCAUCAUCAUCAUCAUCAUCACGACCCUCCUAGAGAAGGAGAUUGGUUAUGGUGGUUCAAGAGCAGCUAAGUUAACCAUCAGGAUUCAGGUGAGUUCUUCGUAACACUGUCUAUCGCCAUUCAAUGACAAUGAUUUAUAAAACACUAGUACUUCGUUUUAGAUGCUCUUCUCUUUUACAUUCAACAAUCCAUCAUAACUUGUUUGUCCUUCAAACACAUCCACUGUCUUCAUCUCUCAAAUCCAUCUCCACUUCCACAAAUCAUCACUCUUUUACCGUCAAUUACCUCAUCAAUUCUUGUGGGUUGAGUCCAGAAAAUGCUAUGUCAGCUUCCAAAAAAGUCAAUUUUAAAACCCUAGACAAACCAGAUUCAGUUCUCAACUUCUUCAGGAACCAUGGAUUCAGCAAUACCCAGAUCUCGGCUCUCAUCAGAAAACGCCCCAGACUUCUCACAUCGGAUCCCAAGAAUAUCCUUUUGCCCAAAUUCGACUUCUUUUACUCCACUGGCAUUUCUAGCACUGAGCUCGCCAAGACAGUAUCCAAAAGCCCAAAUAUAUUGGAAUGUAGCUUGAAGAACCAAAUCAUCCCAUGUUUCAAUUCGUUGAAGAAUUUUCUUCAUUCAGAUGAUAAGUUAAUCGCCGCCUUCAAACGAUAUCCUGAGAUUUUAGGUCGCAAUGCUAUUAUAUUUUCCAACAUUGAAAUUUUGAGACAACAUGGCGUCCCAGAUUCCAACAUUAUGGUCUCACUUACUACUCAACCUAGGUCAUUCGUUAUAAAUGGUGAUAGAUUGAAGGAGAUAGUGGAGGAUGCUAAGAAAAUGGGUUUCAACCCUUCACAAUUCCUUUUUGUUGAUGCGGUUCGGGCAUUGUCGUCAAUAAGCAAAUCAACAUGGAAAAGGAAGAUGGAGGUUUAUGAGAAGUGGGGUUGGUCCAAAGAAGACACAAUGUUGGCUUUUACAAAACUUCCGGGUUGUAUGAGGGUAUCCGAGGAGAAGAUAAUGGCGACGCUGAAUUUUUAUGUGAACACAAUGGGUUGGCAGGCUUCCCUAAUUGCCCAUCGUCCAAAAUUAAUGAAACUGAGUUUGGGUAAGAGGAUAAUUCCCAGGUGUUCAGUACUUGAAGUUUUGUUGGCCAAAGGUUUGAUUAAGAAACCCAUUAGCUUACAUGCAUUGUUGGAGUCCAGAGAGAGUAUGUUCCUUCAGAAGUUUGUAACUUGUUAUGAGGAAGCUCCUCAGUUGUUGAAACUAUAUCAAGAAAAAUUGGACCUUUCCAAAUCGCACGUUAAUGAUGAUUAUGAAGAGAAGAGUGGAACAGAUCAGUUGUAGAAUAUCCCCUGUUCUUUUGCUUAAUCAAGCACACAUUUAGCAGAAUGAUUUCACAACUACUAUUAUAACCUUGUUGCGAAGAGAUCUUGUGUGGAAGUCAACCCGGAAGGGACUGUGGCAGCAGCUUUCACUCUUUUGGGGGUAUAGGAUGUGCAAUGAAUUAUCCUCCUCCAAGACCAAGUUUUGUGGCCGACCAUCCUUUCUUGUUCAUGACAAGGGAAGAGACAUAUGGGGCUGUGCUCUUCAUUGGAGCUGUAUUCAAUUGUCUCUUGUAAUUGUAAGAAAGGGAAUAUUGAAAAUGAUACUAUAUCUCAAAAUUAUACAGUAGUUUUUUAGAAUUUGCAGUAUAUAUGAUUGACACAUUUGUAUCAUCCGCUAUCUCUGUUGUUCUAUUAUUAUUAUUAUUUAUAUAAAAAGUGUAAGAUUUAGUUGUAUUAACAAAGCUA
Messenger RNA from Cornus florida, 1982 nucleotides. RefSeq lists its product as uncharacterized. The record is from RefSeq and is a predicted model, not a curated record. The transcript has a single exon. NCBI's taxonomy places the organism in Eukaryota, Viridiplantae, Streptophyta, Magnoliopsida, Cornales, Cornaceae. The coding region runs from base 337 to 1536 and encodes 399 amino acids. Gene Ontology annotation, molecular function: double-stranded DNA binding. Gene Ontology annotation, biological process: regulation of DNA-templated transcription; chloroplast organization. Gene Ontology annotation, cellular component: chloroplast.